This is a messenger RNA of Helianthus annuus (common sunflower), 796 nucleotides long. RefSeq lists its product as uncharacterized. The transcript is spliced from 2 exons. NCBI's taxonomy places the organism in Eukaryota, Viridiplantae, Streptophyta, Magnoliopsida, Asterales, Asteraceae. The record is from RefSeq and is a predicted model, not a curated record. The coding region runs from base 121 to 618 and encodes 165 amino acids.
CUAUAAAACCGCAUCCAACUGCCCAUACCAUAACGUCCCCCCAUCACUCUCUUUCUCCCUCUACAAAACUAUUCUCUCUCCUAGGGUUUCAUUUUCACACACUCACCUUUAUCAACAACAAUGGCGACAGAAGUCACUAACGGAGUCGACCACAACGGAGCUGAGAACAAGACCGUCACGUUCACGGCGGUGAAGCCGCAGUUGUUCGUGGAGGCUUCCAAAGCAAACGACGCCGUUUCCUUUUACAAAUCGGCGUUUGGUGCUGAGGAGGUGAACCGCGUCAGUUGUUCGAAGAGGAAAGCUGAUCAAGAGCUUCCGCUUCUUCUCUCGGCGGAGAUCAAGCUCGGUGAUACUAGUAUUAUCGUUUCUGACGUUUCUGAUGACUCUAACGCUUUUGUGAAAACAGUGAGUUCUGGAUUGGUGUUUUGCCUGGAGACUGUCGACGUUGAAGCUGCGGUGGAGAAGGCGGUGAAGGCUGGUGCGGUUGCCGACGGCGAGAUUAGCGAGGGUGAAGGGACGUGCUGCGGUGGGCGCGUGGGCAAGGUGAGGGAUCCCUACGGCGUCGUUUGGGCUAUCUGCACUCCUACUGCUAAGAAGGUUGCUAACGUGGAAGCUUAGAGGCCGUUGGAUCUGAAGCGGUUUUUAAUUUGCUGGUUUAACUUUAACUUUUAAUGCAUGUUUUAAAGACUGGUUGUAGUGGAUGGAUAGGAUCAUUAGUGGUAGUUAACUGGUAUUUUGAGGUUUUAAUGAGUAAUGACGAUCUUAUCUUUUAAUUAUUUGUCUUUAAAUUUGUUUA